Messenger RNA from Morus notabilis, 3826 nucleotides. RefSeq lists its product as uncharacterized. Gene Ontology annotation, molecular function: transcription coregulator activity. The record is from RefSeq and is a predicted model, not a curated record. Gene Ontology annotation, biological process: regulation of transcription by RNA polymerase II. Bases 99 to 3461 code for a protein of 1120 amino acids. Gene Ontology annotation, cellular component: SAGA complex. Lineage: Eukaryota; Viridiplantae; Streptophyta; Magnoliopsida; Rosales; Moraceae. The transcript has 13 exons.
UAGGGCAGAGAGACCAGACUCCUCUCUCUCUCUAGAAACUUCUAGACGUUGCUCCUUCGAUUUUCUCGAGAAAAUUUUUUCUAUGAAGUGAGAGAAACAUGGGGGUCUCCUUCAAGGUUGCGAGAAUGGGGACGAGGUACAGGCCGAAGUCGCUUGUGAUCGAGGAUAACAAUGGCGACGAUAAUGUUUUGUUCGAGUCUCAUCAGAGAGCCAAUGAGGGAAAUUUUGCUGAGAUUGGUGAACAGGUUUCUGAUCUUCCAAAUGUUUCGGUCAAACCUCGACGGCAGCACUUAACUUCAGAUGACAUUGAGGUGUCCUUUUCAUUGAAUCUCUUUCCAAAUGGCUUUUCUAUUGGAAAAGUGUCUGAGUUAUUCAAUAAUAUACCAGAGCAACUGUAUCCAUAUGAUAGGGAAUCGGAGACACUCAUCUCUGCUACAAGCUACACUCUCAAUGAGAUGCCUACAAUAAAUGUGGCCUUGUUACUAAUAUGGAAACCUGCAAUUGAAUACGGUUGGUUACCUGGAGAUACACUGGACAAUUUACCCUUCAAAUAUGUUAAUGGAUCCAUUCUAUGUCAGAUUCGAGAUUAUCGUAAUUGUUUGUUCCAUGAAGGAGGUAUCCGUUCUUCUCAAAACAAUCCUAUUGUUCAUAGAGUGAUCCUACAGAUGUGUAUGGAAAAUGUUGUCAAGGAUAUUAUGUCAAUAUCAGAUGAUUCUUGGACCUACAAGAAUCUCUUGGACUUUGAAUCCCACGUUCUCAAGGCUUUGCAACCUGAUCUUUUUCUGAAUCCAUUGCCAUUUCCGUACAAACAUUGUAGAGAACCCCUAGCUAAGAAGGUCAACUUGGAAAUUGCAUGGAGCUGGAAAAGGAGAGAGCAGCAUAAUGCACGAGCUUCCAAUCAGGUCUUCAGCUACUCAUCUCAUGUAACUGAAGUGCCAGACAAUUCUGCUCGACAGAAUCCCAACUUUCAAACCAGUCUUGUGCAUCAGGACAGAGGAGUUAUGUGGGCUAAGGAAAAUAUUCCAACUUCAGUUCUGAUUCAAGAGAGCGACCUUCUACAAGAGACGAACUCGGAUUCCUAUUUGUUGACAUCACAGCCAAGCUAUCAGUAUCAAGAGAAUAGAGACCUGUCUGCUUUGCAAGAGCUGCCCACACCCAAUGUUUUUGCGUUUGAAAGAAGUUCAAGUAAGAGCACUUCUGAGCUGACACCCAGUUUGUCAAAUCGCGGUGUCAAGGGAAGAUGUCGAAAACAAGCAAUUCAAAGCUCUAAGAAACAAAAGAAACAGACUGUGCACUGUUCUUUCCAGCAGUUGCCUGAAAAAACAAUUGAAAUCAGUGCUCCACUUCAGCUACAGUGGAAGGAUACUUCGUCGCACCAGCAUGUUGAAGCAGGAAGAGAUCUUCAGGAAAUAUUUCAGGGCAAAGCUUGUCACUCGCAAUUCAUUAAAAAUGGUCAGCAUGCAAAUCAUGAAGAUACCCCAAGAAAUUCACAGGCUGGAUCAGCUACUUCUACUGUAAAGCUUGAGCCUGCUGAAGCUUGUUACCCCAGUCCGGAAUUGUGGAGGAUAAAGGAUAACUGCGUUGGUAAGGACAAGAGAAUUAGACAAUCUGAUGGCUUACAAUCACAAAACAAACAAUCAUCACAUUUGAUAAAGACCAACAACCCUCUUUUGGAUACCUCGCGGAAUGCUACCAGUAAAAGGAAAAGUUUGGAGAAUCCUCAGUUAACGUAUGAUGGAGGUGCCCUGGCAAGUUCUCAAAACGUUGAUUCUCUGCAAGCAGAGGCAUCAGCUCCUUCUAGGUGGAAAACAAAUCCUCCCAAGGGCUUCAGUGGAAAUGUAGUUGAUUCAAGUGUUAACAUGAGUAAUGCUAACAUGGCCGAUGCAAAGAGUCUUUUAGAGGGGAAUCAUCUUGUAUCCCAGUCUUUAGAAAUUAAGAGUGAUCCUGUCUUGGAAAGGUUACGAAAGAUAGGAGGAGUGACUCAGAGGUACGAAUUGAGCAAGAAGCGCAAACUGGAUCAGAAUUUGGAGAGGAAACCAUUUUCUGAUGCAAUUCCAAUGAUUGCAUUCCACCUCUCAAAUUGUGAGGAUGGUAUAAGGUCAGAAGAGACGGCAAAGGAUAAAGUUUCUUUGUCCAAGCACUCCAUGGGUAGAGAUAAUGUGUCUAAUUCUAGAACAUUGUUGUUUAUACGUAAUUCGUCUCCAUGCUACCAAGGAGAUGAUAGAGUGGAUCAGGUGAGAUUUGUCCUAAAACAGAAACUUAACAAGGACACAGUGGAAGCAAAUAUUGUGUAUGGAUGUGAAGAUGAGACUAAUUCCAUUGUGUUCAACAUCUUGCCAGCCUUUCCUAAUGUUCAAACUGCGGACCUUUUUGCUUCCCAGUUCACUUCCGUGAUGGCUCGUGAAGGAUAUGACCUAUACAGUGAUAUAGUAGGGCCUAUGGCUGCCAACACUGGAUGUAGCUCAAAAGGUCAACAGCCGAGCAAUACUGUCCAUCAAUCAGAUGUAAUAUUUGGGCUACCAUCGUCCUCAUCGAACCCAGGGUUGACACAUUACAUGCCCAGUCCCAUGCCAGCAAACAUGUCAGCUCAUAACUCCUGGCAACUCCCAUUGAAGAAAACUUCCCCUGCAGCACAGUUGCUCCUUCCGGGAAAUAUACAGUCAUCAUCUCUAGAGUUCACAAGUAACUGUCCACCCGACUCAAACCUUGACAUCGCUUCACAAUUCAGCUCCAUGCCACUGCAAAUGCAUGAAAUUAUGAGAGGACGUGCCCAUAUACAACCGCAGGUACAACAAUUAGUGGCACAUCAAGAGCAAGUUCGGCUGAGGAAGGCUAUGUUGGGAGGUUCUGGCACGAGUUAUGGUGGAUCGGGUACGCUUCAACGUGGUAAUGGAGUUCAGGGCCUUGGCAAUUUCUGGCUUGCUUCCUCUGAUAAUCUUACAGGCAACGGCAUGGCUUCCAGACCUAGAGUAUUAGGAGGUCGUAUGCCUUCGACUGGAAAUAUAGGUCCAGAAAACAACCGUUGCAGCAUAUUGGGUAUAAAUGACGGUAAGCAGCUUAUAGGUUCAACUUCAGACUAUAUGGCUGCAACUUCCUUGAAGCCGGGGACAGCGGAGGGCCAAUGGAGAGGCUCCGUAAGUCGAAUUCUGAUCCAAAGAAGUGACCUCUUGGCGCCAAUGAACAACAUGCCAGAAGCGCCGGAAAAACCAUGUAGCUUAAGCAGCCAGCAACAACAACUGCUACAGAUGUAUCAGGCUCAGCAAGAAAUGAAGUGGUCACAUCAAUGUAUGCUGCUGCAGCAACAGGAUAUGGGAUUGUCAGUCCAGAAUCGCGGAUUGAUCAACUUAGCUAAGCAAGUGGGCUCAUCUUCAGGUCAAGUUAGCCCGCAGCGAUAUGCUCGAUGGCUUCAAAUCAACCAUCAAGAACCAAACCCUGGAUCAGUUGGAAGAGAUGGAGAAUAGGGACUUUAUGGGGUCUCAUGGAAUAGUGGAGAGAGGCCAUGGAUGGACGUAAACAAAAUAUAAAUUCUAGUGUGAAGCUUUCUGGUUUGACAAAGGGGUGAGGUAAAUACUAAACUUAGGAGGUAGUGAUAACACAGACCUUUUUAUCUUACAUUUUUUAUAAGCAUUUACCAAGAAGAAAAGAUGAAUAUAUAUAUAAUUUUUUUUUUGGCUAAGCUUUAACGCCAUCCUUGUUGAUUAAAAAGCCAAGAUUGGUGUGUAAAUGUUGUGUAGUAUUUUGCUACUAAGUCCAUGUAAAUGAGCGAUGGGUUAACUUUGAGGAUGCAUAAAGGAUGUUAGUCUCAUGCAUGUUCACUUAUGCGUAA